This is a messenger RNA of Cyprinodon tularosa, 2826 nucleotides long. RefSeq names its product transforming, acidic coiled-coil containing protein 3 (gene tacc3). The transcript has 17 exons. Gene Ontology annotation, cellular component: cytoplasm. Bases 146 to 2707 code for a protein of 853 amino acids. Gene Ontology annotation, biological process: mitotic spindle organization; cell population proliferation; cerebral cortex development. The record is from RefSeq and is a predicted model, not a curated record. NCBI's taxonomy places the organism in Eukaryota, Metazoa, Chordata, Actinopteri, Cyprinodontiformes, Cyprinodontidae.
UGACUUUAAAAUUCCAAACGGCUGCGUACAUUUGCUCCAUACACAGCAGAGGGAUUUUCAAAGCUAUUAUAGUAGCGAUACAACGGUUUAUGCGUGUGGUCCAAGUCUUUGAAAUUUCACCCUAUAUAUAGCCCAUCAUUUCAGGAUGAGUUCUGUCCAAGUGAAUGAUGAGAACAGUGGGGUCAUCCCAGCAGGAAAGCAGAGCAGCUCGUGUCAGGACAUAUUUUCUAUAGAUCAGUCCACUGGGAGGCCAUCGAUCCUGCGUCAGACGGAGAACCUGCCCAAUAAGACCAUGCCAAAGAGCACUAAGGUUUGUUUUCAGACCCCCAGGAGAGACCCUUUGACUAAAAGGAUUCUGUCUCCCAGCAACUCCAUUGUUAUGUCCAGUGUGGACGAAAACAACAAAGUAAUGGAAUCUCUUAAUUUGGACAAAUCAGAAAUUUUACAACAUGAGCCCACCACUGACCCUCCAAAGCAAGAGCCAUCGUCGUUCUCUGACGACAACAUGCCAAUUCAGAGCAGAGGCGGCUAUCAGCUGGAUUUUGACAACCUGGACGCCAUAGAUCCUUUUCAGGGCUCCAACAAGAUGAUCCUCUCUCCUGUGAAACAUGUGGUCGAAGCUCCUGUUGGGACAGCUUCAGAGAACAUCCUCCAGAAACCAGUGGCUGUAGCCAGCCUGGACGACACGCUGCCGUUCACGCCAUCCAUGGAAAACUCCUUAGCGGACGCUUCUGCUGAUGUCGGCUCCAGAGAGAGCAGCGUGGUCACUGUGAAUGUGGUCAAGGUAUCCGAAAUGGAAGAGCAAGACUUGUGUGCAGCUACACCUGAUGACGUGUGUGCUAGCACAGGCCAACAGGAAGCAUCUGGCACUUUUGUGGAGGAUGCGCCUCUUCCAGCAAAGGGCUCCUAUAACCUGGACCUUGACAACCUUGAUGCCAUCAAUCCGUUCCAGACCGGAGGCUCUAAAAUCCAGAAUUCACCUGUUAUUCAAAGAAAGGUGCCAGGCAGUGAUCCACCUGCAGAGGAGCCUAAACCAGCCGAUGCUCCGGAGGAGGAGAAAACCAUGCCUUCUGAGUUGGAUGUGAAGCCUGCAAAAGCGACUGGAUCUGAGCUUCCUGAUGUUCGCGUUCAAGAAGGACCGAUUAAACUGGAGUUCAACUUUGGAGACAACGGUGAAGUCAAACGAAAACCACCACCGAAAAAAUUUGGUAAAAGAUUCACAGAUGUGAAACGUAAAGAAAAAAAGCCAGAGGCUGACCCUAAACCCUCAGAAGAUCCUGCUGUCAAACCUGCUCCAAGUGAUGAUGCAGAUGUUCCAAAAGAAAAAAAAAUAGAGGCUGACCCUAAACCCUCAGAAGAGGCUGCUAUCAAACCUGCUCCAAGUGAUGAUGCAGAUGUUCCAGUUCCCAAAGCUUCUUACUCCUUUGACUUUGAGAAGUUUGAUGAUCCAAACUUCAAUCCUUUUGGCAGCAAGACAGCCAUUACCAACUCACCAAAGAGUAGCAAUGUCUCCAACGUACCCAGCUCCAUCCUCCAGGAAAUGACUGCAGAACAAACCAAGAACCCAGAGGAAGAGAAACCUGCAUCAUCUGAGGGGGCUGCAGAGAUGUUGCCUCCUGCUGAGCCCAAUCCAGCAGCGAUGGGCGAUUACUUGGCUCUCACCGACAAAGACCUUAAAGAUGAAGCUGCCAGUCAGAACCUCCAGGCCCAGCUUCCCUCUGCGCAGCAGCUUCAGAUGGCCUCACUGGGCUCAGAGGAAAUUUUUCUUCCUGGAACCAUGUUCAUGGCCAGUGACUUUGACGGGCAGAUUGAUUACCUGGAGCAGUUUGGCUCCAGCAGCUUCAAGGAGUCUGCACUGAGGAAACAAUCGCUGUUCCUAAAGUUUGAUCCCCUCCUGAGAGAAAGCCCAAAGAAGUCUGGUGGCCCUGCUGCUCAUCUGCUCUCUGCUGCCCCUACUGGUCUGGCCUCCCGACUCAAUGAUGCAGAGAAGGAGUCAACUAAAACGCUGAACAACAAUCUUCUGGUCCCAAAUCUUGUCCCUCAGUUUCCAAAACCUGCAGAAAGCGAAGAGGCCAUUAUUGAAGUGCUGAAGUACAGCCAGAAAGACCUGGAUGCAGCCAUCGCUAGGGUGCAGGCAGAGACCAAGGUGAAAGAGGAGCAGUGGGAUGCAAAGUUUAAAAAGCUGCAAGAUGAUGGUCAAGAAAUGAGGAAGGUCAUCGCAGAAUAUGAGCUGCUAAUUGCAAAUAUAAAUGCCAAUCAGGAAAAGGAGCGGGAAGAGGCCCAGAAGAAUCUCAGCAAGGCUCUGAUGGAGAAGCAGCAGGUGUCCAGCGACCUGAACGCUAUGGAGAGAUCCUUCGGAGAGCUUUUUAAGAGACUUGAGAAGUACAAGGAAGUUGUGGAGGGUUACAAAAAGAAUGAAGAGACGCUGAAGGCCUGCGCGCAGGACUACUUGGAAAGGAUGAGGAAGGGGGAGCAGCGCUACCAGGCGCUGAAGGCUCAUGCUGAGGAGAAAAUUAACCUAGCAAAUCAACAAAUUGCUGAGGUUCGAUCCAAAUAUAAGGCAGAGCUUUCGGCUCUUCAAGUGCAGCUACGGCGAGAGCAGCUGAGGAUCCAGACGUUGGAGACGAGCCUCGAGCAGAAGGAAAAAGAAGUGGGAGAGCUCACCAAGCUCUGUGAUGAGCUGAUAUCAAAAGUCCAGAAAGGUUGAUCUGUAAAUGCAUUUUCUUAUUGUUCUUCUCUCUGUUGGUACCUUUCUUCCUGUAGUUUAUUUGAAUGUCUUUCACUGUCGAACUUGUACAAUAAAGAACUUAUGUUUUUCUUAAUCUA